Molecule: messenger RNA, 720 nt
Organism: Cyanistes caeruleus (blue tit)
Lineage: Eukaryota; Metazoa; Chordata; Aves; Passeriformes; Paridae
Source: RefSeq, a predicted model, not a curated record
GACACACAGCUUCAGCUGGAUGACGCGGCGAGGGUCGGGGAGGACCUGAAGGAGAACGUGGCCAUGGUGGAACGCAGGAACACCCUGCUGCAGUCAGAGCUGGAGGAGCUCCGGGGCCUGGUGGAACAGACCGAGAGGGCCCGGAAAUUGGCCGAGCAGGAGCUGAUCGAGGCCAGCGAGAGGGUCCAGCUUCUCCACUCACAGAACACCAGCCUCAUCAACCAGAAGAAGAAGAUGGAAGGUGACAUCUCCCAGCUGCAGACAGAGGUGGAGGAGGCCGUCCAGGAGUGCCGGAACGCCGAGGAGAAGGCCAAGAAGGCCAUCACCGACGCAGCCAUGAUGGCGGAGGAGCUGAAGAAGGAGCAGGACACGAGCGCGCACCUGGAGAGGAUGAAGAAGAACAUGGAGCAGACCAUCAAGGACCUGCAGCUGAGGUUGGACGAGGCCGAGCAGUUGGCCCUCAAGGGGGGCAAGAAGCAGCUGCAGAAGCUGGAGGGACGCGUGAAGGAGCUGGAGAACGAGCUGGAGACCGAGCAGAAGAGAAACGCCGAGAGCGUCAAGGGGCUGCGCAAGUCCGAGAGGCGCGUCAAGGAGCUCAGCUACCAGACGGAGGAGGACAAGAAGAACCUGCUGAGGCUGCAGGACCUGGUGGACAAACUGCAGAUGAAAGUCAAGGCCUACAAGAGACAGGCGGAGGAGGCGGUGGGUGAAUGGGACAGG